ACGGAGGCUGGUCUGGAGCUACGGGAUGCAGCAUUAGACCCAUUUUCGUAUAACGCGGCUCAAACAUAUCAUUAAAACAUAUAAGGCUAAUAAGCCCCACGAGAAAAUUAUUGUAAGCAAAUAGAAGAAGACUAUAACCCUAAUUAUGAUUACUCCGUCUUCUUAUACAUUUAAAGGACACGAAGAUGUUACGUCUGUGGCAUAGACAUUGAAUGUGUAAAUACCUCAAACUAUUUACCAAGGCAUGAGUAUCAUAUUUUGUAUUUUUCAUAUAACUUCAUAACUUUAAACUGCGUGGUUAUUUUAUAAUCCUCAACCACUUAAGACAUUUCCAUAAUACUAGUUCUAUGAACACUCGUGUUCCACUUGGAUUAUAAUACUUAGAUUCGUAAGUGAUUUCUCUUCCUCAAUUACACAGAUGAUUCAUAUCUAAAGGAAUGGGUAUAGACAUGAGAAUCACAUCUUGUGUUUUCAUUGUGAUUAUAAGUGUUGGACUAUAAAUCUAUCCCGACUACAGAGAAAGCAGCUAUUGAUAGCUGAACAAUACUAGAAACAUCAGCAGCAACAACAACAACAUUGACUAAACCUUCAAAAUUUCGGUCUCGCCGCUUCCUUUAGUUGACAUGGACAGUAAUGACAGAGGUAAAGAAGGUCGGCAGGAGCCGGAAGGGGAACUGGGCUGCUGCGGCUGCGUGCUGAUGGGCGUCUCCAUCUUCAUCCUCAUUAUCUUCUUUCCUUUCUCCCUCAUCUGUUCACUAAAGAUCGUGCAGGAGUACGAGCGAGCUGUCAUAUUCCGGUUGGGUCGGGUCCUUUCCGGGGGAGCCAAGGGACCAGGUCUGUUUUUCCUGAUGCCCUGCGUAGACACGUUCAGGUGUGUCGACAUGAGGACCUUCUCCUAUGAUAUUCCACCACAAGAGAUUCUGUCACGUGACUCGGUGACCGUCGCAGUUGAUGCGGUGAUAUACGCACGCAUUUUUGACGCCACGCUGUCAAUAAUCUGUAUAGAGAAUGCUCAGAGUUCGACGCGCCUCCUUGCGGCCACUACGCUUAGGAAUGUGCUGGGAACCAAACCACUCUCGGAAAUCCUCACGGACCGCGAGAGUAUCGCGAGUCAGAUGCAGCAUACACUUGAUGAGGGCACACAUCCGUGGGGUGUGAAAAUCGAGAGAGUUGAAAUGAAGGAUGUCCGUCUUCCGGUUCAGAUGCAGAGGGCCAUGGCGGCGGAAGCGGAGGCCACGAGGGACGCCAGAGCCAAGGUGAUCUUGGCGGAAGGAGAGAUGAAGGCCUCCCGUUCCCUGAAGGAAGCCGCCGACAUAAUGAGCCAAUCGCCAGCGGCCAUGCAGAUUCGGUACCUGCAGACGCUGCACGCCAUUUCCGCUGAAAAUAACUCCACAAUCAUUUUCCCUCUGCCUAUCGACAUGUUGUCGGUGGCGACGAAAAAAGGCGGCGGGGGGAGCAAUAGCAGACCGGCUAUUCAGGCGCCUCCUAUCAGAAAAGUAGAGCCCUUGCAGCCAGCGAUAGCGGAAGUGAAACAGGAGGUCUCCAAGGCACCGAUGAAAACGGACGUGGUUUUCGAGAAGCAGUCACAUACGACAGUCGAAAGAAAGUGGUCGGAAACGCCCGAUCCUGCCGUUUACGAUGAGCCUAUGCCUAUCGACAUGUUGUCGGUGGCGACGAAAACAGGCGGCGGGGGGAGCAAUAGCAGACCGGCUAUUCAGGCGCCUCCUAUCAGAAAAGAAGAGCCCGUGCAGCCAGCGAUAGCGGAAGUGAAACAGGAGGUCUCCAAGGCACCGAUGAAAACGGACGUGGUUUUCGAGAAGCAGUCACAUGCGACAGUCGAAAGGAAGUGGUCGGAAACGCCCGAUCCUGCCGUUUACGAUGAGCCAGAGAAGGAAACAUUACUCGUGUCUGAGUUGACCCGAAGCGAUCUGAUGGCGGAGUCACCGGUUCCGAGUCUACCGGGUACUCCCGACGAAACGACGGCGCUCUAGAUACGGCCCUCGUUAUGUUAGAUUGGAUCCAUUUGAAGUGACGUCGCAUUCACGCGUAACCCCUGAUUUAGACGGCGCUCCCUGUCAAGUUUAAAAAGAUCCUGUGUAAUAAACGUAUGAGCAUCUAAGAGACAUUAUUAAAAUUGUUUUGUCAGAAUAGCAUCAUCUAAAAAGGAAAUAUGUCAUCCAUGAAGUUGUUUGUGCCUUAACCAAUUAAUGCUAACAUGCUGAGAACUGUAGAAGAAGCGCGUGGCUAUGCUAAUGACAUUUUCAUACAUUAUUGUGUUUGCAGAAUAAUUGCAUUUCGGGCUAAAUCACACUGGCUUCGCUCUCGAAAAACGGUUUUAUUUGCGAUCUCAUGUCUUUUCAUUGUUUAUCAGCAGUAUUAACACUUGAAUAAAGGAUUUCUGAACGUGCAUCGAUUUUUUAUUCACAUCAGCCCCCCGUAAAAGUUUUUAACAAAGCAGUCCUGAAAAUAUAUUGAAUAAAUCUGAUAGGUAUAACUUUAUAGACUGCCAAACGUACUAUUUUUUUUCUCCUUAAUUUCAACAAAAUUAAUACACUCCCAUUAGUUUGUCGAUUUUUUCCACACAAAAUAAUGUCCAUAUUAGCUGUGUAGGCUAUUGCUCUUUUGUAGACUGUGAUACUAGUAGUUUUAGCAUAAUUGUAACAGUACAGGCUGCUUGUUUAUUUAUUGUACUCAGUUUUGUUCAUGUCCAUUAAUGUAAAUGACGUAUGAUAUCAUAGAUUUUCUUUUUUGUUUUAAUAAAUAGUUACCUUCA
This is a messenger RNA of Dreissena polymorpha, 2773 nucleotides long. Its product is annotated as stomatin-like. Bases 624 to 1991 code for a protein of 455 amino acids. The transcript is spliced from 8 exons. The record is from RefSeq and is a predicted model, not a curated record. Lineage: Eukaryota; Metazoa; Mollusca; Bivalvia; Myida; Dreissenidae. Gene Ontology annotation, cellular component: plasma membrane.